CAAAAUCAACUAAAUUGUCAGCCUAUGGUAGCCAUAUUUAUACGGCCAAUUAGAAUUAAGUUAAAACUGUUACUAAUUUACUUGUGCCUAGUCAUUUUAGCCAACUUAUCAACUUUCUUUUUUUAAUAUUUUAAUAAUUUCAUAAAAAUUUCAAGUUGUCAAACAUAAAUUAGAAAUAUAAUGUAAAAAGAAAUGACAGUUUUUUGUAAACUCUCUGGAUAUCGGUGACAAAAAUCAUACAUCAACCAAGUAGUAUGGAUAGUGUAACACAAUAGAUUGCAAAUAUGACAACAAAAAUAAAUCAAGCUACUGAAGAAAGUAAUGAAAUUUUCUAUUCCAAGAAUCCUACAUCCAGUUGUUCUUCUUCAGCUCCUUCAGCAGCAUGUAAUGAAUACAAAGAAAACGGUGUCCCAAUGGUGAGAUUACAGGUUCCUGUGCAACGUACUUACAGAGAAUGUAUGCAUUAUGCGUUAGCUGAAUGGAGAUGUGCAUGUCUUACUAUUAUUAUAUUAACAGGUAUAAGCAUAAUAUCAUCAUGUGGUAUUCAAAGAAUCAUCACUUUUAUACAUUCAUCUAACUCAUACCCAAAAUAUCAUCAUUCCUAUCAUAAUAAUAAUAAUGCAGAGAACACCUUGUAUUUUUGUCAGACAAGCUCAUUGUUAAUUAUCAGUGGUUUAAUAUUCCUAAUUUAUUUAAUUUAUUUAAUUGAAUCAUGGCAAUCAAGAAAUUGGAUUCGAACUACAUGGUUAGUUGAUACAAAUAUGGCAUAUAAUUUAGUACAAUAUGCACACAAGUUAAUUCCGUCUAUAUUUUGGCAAAUUAAAUGUUAUCAUUAUGCUCAUAAUACAACAGAACAACAUCGUAAGUUUCAAAGUAAUCAAAAACAAAAAGACCAACAGUGUGUUAUUUCAAAUGAAAUCAAUUCAAAUAAUUCAGAUAAACAUUCAUUUGUUCAAGGUAAUUAUGAUAAUACCUUAAAUAAUUUAAAUAAACAAACUGAUCAAUCUACAAUAGAGUUAAGAAAAACUGAUGAAACAUUUUCUCCAUACUGUGAGUCAAAUAUUCAUCAGAUAAAAUGCCAACGUAUAAUAAGUAUGAAUAAAAUGUGUUCAUUUGAUAUAUCGAAAAUCGACUCUGUCUGGGAUAUGUCUGAUUAUAUUAGUAAAUUAGAAAAUUUCAAGUUGAUUGAGUUAAAUCUGACUACAUUAUUCAGUUUUUCUGAUAAACAAACCUUUUUGGAAUUUCAAAGACAAAAACAAGAUUUCUUUACAACAUAUGAAAAAUUUGAUAUUUACAUGGAAACAGAACAAAUAUGCACGUUUUCGGAUACAGUGAAAUUCCCAGAACAAAUGCUAAUAAUGCACAAGUCCUCAAAGCCACCAAUUUAUUUGAAAGGCAUAACCUAUUUAAUAGCAACACUUUUAUUAUGCUCAUUCCCAUUACGAAUUUUUAUUUAUGCACACAAAGCCAAAUUACACUGUAAAAUUCACAAAGUAUUUGGUCCAAAGCCAUUAGAUGAAAAUCUAAACAAUUCAUUAAAAUUCAUUCCAUUAACUAAUACAAAUAAAUAUACAUCACCAUAUUUACCAGCUACAUUCUCUGGACAUAGAGUUCCUUCAGUGUCUGAUUAUAUGACUGCAUGGAAUUAUAGAAAAACAAGACAAUUCAUCGGUCAUACUACUCAAAGUCAGACUAGCAGUGCUAACAACUUCAAUCUAAAUAAUGAAGCUGUUGUUUUAUUCAAUAAAUAUACUCCUCAAAACAGUUCUCGUUAUAGUAGGGAUGGUAAUAAAACACACAACAAAUUCCAUCCCACUGUAUCAUCUGAAUUGGAAUAUAAUCAAAGAAGUAACUGUAACAAAAUGAGAAAUGUUAACGGUAUUGACGGUGCCAACGAUGAUGAUAUUGACGAAGACUUUGAUGAAGAUGAUGACGAAUUACUAUCACUGGAUAUAAGAUUUGAAGAAUAUAUAAGAAAUAAAUGUGCUAACACUGAUAACAAUAAUGCUGGUAGUGACUGUUAUGACUAUGAAUUCGAUUCUGUACUGAAAAAUUCCAACUGUGAAUUGAAAACUGUGUGAUAUUUACUUCAUUCAUUCAAG
Molecule: messenger RNA, 2102 nt
Organism: Trichobilharzia szidati
Lineage: Eukaryota; Metazoa; Platyhelminthes; Trematoda; Strigeidida; Schistosomatidae
Source: the annotation of a GenBank genome assembly